AUGGCGAUCCUAACUCCCGUCAUUAAACUCGUUGUUUUUAGGCAAAGUCUACGACCACAUUCUGCUAUUGCAUUCCUCGUUGAGUUUCUUUGCUUCGUCUUAGAAUUACUCGACAAGGAGAAAGAUCUAGCCAAAAUAUUCGGUAUCGUAUGUGCUUGCGACACAUUAAUCUUCACUUUGCUCGAUCUUAUCCAAAGUUUGAUCGAGGAAGAAGUGAAAAUACAAAGAUGCGGCCGAGUGUUUUGGCUUUACACAAACGAUGGGAGCCUCUAUUGGCACACAUUAAACGCAUAUCUUUUGAUGUUAUGCAUUGUCCACGUCAUCGGUUCCACGAUCUCUUACGUUUCUCAUAAACAUUAUCUAGUCUUGCUCCCGCUUUUCGCAGCCGGACUCGAACUCGUCCCACAAGAAGCCUAUCGAGUUCUUGGACCGGAUCAAGAGUCUGGAAAUUCUAUUGAGCCUCUUAAUGGUCCAUUAAAUGGUAUUGAGCUUGAACAAGGAAUGGUUGUUCAUGUUGAGCCUCUUCAAGAGCCACUAGAUGGUAUUGAGCUAGAGCAAGAACUCGUCCCACAAGAAACCAAUCGGGUUCUUGGACCGGACCAAGAGUCACAAAACUGUAUCGGGGCUCUUAAUGACCCAUCAGAUGGAAAAGACCAAAACCUUCAAGAUGAUAUUGUGCUAGAUCAAGAGUCACAAGAUUGUAUUAUUGCACCUCAUCAAUGUCCAUUAGAUGGUAUUGACCUACAACAAGAAACGGUAGUUCACGUUGAGCCUCUUCAAGACCCACUAGAUGGUAUUGAGCUAGAGCAAGAAGUGGCUAUUCAUGUUGGGCCAAAUGAUGACCCAUAA
Molecule: messenger RNA, 849 nt
Organism: Arabidopsis thaliana (thale cress)
Lineage: Eukaryota; Viridiplantae; Streptophyta; Magnoliopsida; Brassicales; Brassicaceae
Exons: 1
Coding region: 1-849 (282 amino acids)
Source: RefSeq, marked reviewed